GAGAGACAGAAGGAGAGCGACAGAGUGAGAAUAACAGAGAACAGAGUAAACGAGUAGAGAAACAGAAAUAAUAAGUUGGAGAAAGUAAGACAGAGGGAAAGGUAGAGGACAUAUCAAGAGAGUGCGAGAUCAAAAGACUGAAAAUAAAACAGACAACAGAAAAGAUAAGGGGAAAAAGUAUGCGAGAGAGAGAGAGAAAGAGAGAGAGAGAGUGAGGGAGGAAUGACAUGGAGAUUGUCCACUAAUGCAUGCCAGUUUCUGUGACACACUGUGUGUGUGUGUGUGAGUGUGUGUGUGUGUGUGAGUGAGUGAGUGUAAAAGAGAGACAGAGAGAGAGAGAGAGAGAGAGAGAGAGCAGCAGAUCAUAUUGCAAAGAUGAAGAGAGCGGCCGACGACGAGGGAAGUGAACUAUUCCUCCGCUUCAUCCCUCGAUUCCUGCACUCCUCAGGACUUUGAUGCUGAGGGACCAAGGAGGGCUUUCUCCCCCUGGACAGGAGAGCACCUAGGGAUACACACACACACACACACACACACUUUCCUCACACAUUUACUACACACACUCUGCUCAGGACUUAAACCCCCUUUUUUGGAGGACUUUAUCUGGAGACACAGAAUUAAAGAGGAAAACGAAAGAAAGAGGAGACGUUCAGGAGUGGAGUCCAGUGUCUGAGCGUGUGUGUGUGUGUGUGUGUGUGUGUGUGAGAGAGAGAGAGAGAGAAGCAGAGAUGGACGGAGUGUGUGCAUCCACCGGGAGCUGCUGCAGCCCCUCUGAUCAAAUGCUCCAGUUUGGAUAACACACACACACACACACACACACACACACACACACACACACACUGAGCGGCAGCAGGAAACGCAAGGCUUCUGGAUUCUCCCACCCCUAUUCCUGGGGCUGCUCCAAAACUGUCUGCUCCAACCCCUCCACUGACACCCCAGGACUGAACCAUUGCCACAAGGGUGGGGGGGAGUCAGUGAAGGGGGAGAAUACUUGCUAGCCUGUACUCUUAUCACAUCUUGAUUGAAGAGGAGAUAAAAAACAGAAGGAUAAAAGAUGAGUGUGAGCCGUAUGAGCCGAUACAGCAUCGUGUCGUCGGAGGAAGACGCUUUGCGCCUGACCACGAUCCAUGGCAGCAGCGGCAUUAAUGGCUACGGCAAUGGGAAUGGAAAGAUCCACACGCGCAGGAAAUGCCGUAACCGCUUCGUGAAGAAGAACGGACAGUGCAACGUCCACUUCACCAACAUGGAGCAGAAAUCGCAGCGAUACCUGGCCGACAUCUUCACUACCUGUGUGGACAUCCGCUGGCGCUACAUGCUGAUUGUGUUCACGCUUGUGUUUGUGCUGUCAUGGCUGGCGUUCGGUUUGGCGUUCUGGGUGAUCGCGCUGCUCCACGGCGACCUGGACAACCCGACUGGGGAUGACAGCUUCACGCCGUGUGUCCUGCAUGUAAAUGGCUUCUUAGCAGCAUUUCUGUUUUCCAUUGAGACUCAGACGACCAUUGGUUACGGUUUCCGUUGCGUGACAGAAGAGUGUCCGGUCGCCAUCUUCCUUGUAGUCUUCCAGUCCAUCGUGGGCAGUAUUAUCGAGUGCUUCAUGAUUGGCGCCAUUAUGGCAAAAAUGGCCCGUCCCAAAAAGCGUACUCAGACUCUUCUGUUCUCCAAAAAUGCUGUCAUCGCCAUGAGGGACGGGAAGCUCUGCCUCAUGUGGCGCGUCGGGAACCUUCGUAGGAGCCACAUCGUUGAGGCUCACGUCCGAGCGUUGCUAAUCAAACCGCGUGUGACUGCUGAGGGAGAGUACAUCCCGCUAGACCAGCUGGAUAUUAACGUCGGGUUCGACCAAGGGCUCGAUAGGAUCUUCUUGGUCUCUCCGAUCACCAUUUUGCACGAGAUUGAUGAGGAGAGUCCGCUUUAUGGGAUCAGCAAGCGGGAUCUGGAGACGGCAGACUUUGAGAUCGUGGUGAUCCUCGAGGGGAUGGUGGAGGCCACGGCCAUGACGGCACAGGCUCGGAGCUCGUACUUGGCAAGUGAGAUCCUGUGGGGUCACCGGUUUGAGCCGGUGCUUUUCGAGGAGAAGAAUGAGUAUAAGGUGGACUACUCAUACUUCCACAAGACGUAUGAGGUUCCGUCUACGCCGCGUUGCAGCGCUAAAGACAUGCUCGAGAGCAAGUGUGUGUCUGCUGCCGACAACGCCUCUACGUUCUGCUACGAGAACGAGCUGGCGCUGCUCAACCGUGAUGAGGAAGACGAGGAGGAAUGCACCCAGAGAGAUCGGCAAGACUUUGAACAGAUAUCUCGGAGCCUCGAGCAAAGGUCGUUCCGUCGCGAGUCUGAGAUUUAACCCCCUUUGACCUUUUGAUACAUCUUGGUUUAACAAUGCAGAACAAUGCAAAAGUGCCAUAACGUGAGGCUUGGAACUGUGCACAUCGAUAGGUGUGUGUGUGUGUGUGUGUGUUUGAGUAUGUGCGUAUGUGAGUGAAAUGCUAAAAGAGAGAUGAUGCACAGUUCGGGCCAGAGACUUUUUUUCUUAAUCCUGCACGGAAACUUGAAUCUUUUCCUCCCUCUUGUUUUAUUUUUCAUAAAUCUAGUUUAGUUAAACUCUUACCUUCUGAAUCUGUAAAUAUUUUUGCGUAGAUAGGUUAUGAAAUUGUGUGGAUUAUUUGCUUUCGUUCUAGAGAGAGAGAGAGAGAAAGGGGUUUCUUUUUUCUUUUAUUUUUGUCUAGCACUACUGAUUCCAAAUGCCCACACACACACACACACACACAUAGUACAAGCAUGACAGAUUCCUCUUUAAAGUUGCACUACUUAAACAAUCACAAAUGUCUCAGUGUGUUUCGACCAAGCAAUAAAUUUCAUUAGACACAUAAAUAGAAACCCAGACAGGCUAACACAUACACACACACACACACACACACACACACACAGUUGAGUGGGAAUCUCUAUAAUUAUCUAUAGCACCUCCUGAUUUUCCAUUCCUUGGCGUUCCCGGAACAAUGAGUGGGUGGUGCUUACAUUUAAUUUGACCAACCAGUGGCAAAGCUGAUCAUAUGACAUGAGCACAAUGGUUUAUCUAAUAUUAGCUAGCCUGCUAGCAAAUUCAAGCUAGCUAACAUUAUGUUAAAAAAAAAAGUAACUUUAUGAGUAGACUAGUGGUGAUGUCACAUGAUCAGGUUUGCAACUGGUUAAUCAAAUGCAACUUAAGCUCCACCCCUUUUCUGCCAGAGACAGCUGUCAGUCUACCAAUCAGGACGUACGAUAGAUUAUGACAUAGAGAUACAAGUAAUAAUAAUGACUAGACAAUAAAACUGUUUACUUAAAGUUAGCGAGCCAAACAAGUGAAAAACAGAAGUGGCUGGUGAUGUCAUAUUUUGUCAAGUUUUGUGAUUGGCUGAUCAAAUGUAACCUAAGCCCCACCCCCUUGUCAACCCACAGCAAAAAUCAGAAUGUGCUUCUUUAUGUGAAUUUAAUUGAAUUUAAUGUUUAUAAAUGUUUUAAGUACUUUGUAUAUUAAUUUUAUGUUUGAUCCCCCUUUUAAUAUUCAAACCUCAGGGCCAGAACGAGGCUGCUGCAUGUGUGUGUGUGUGUGUGUGUGUGUGUCAGCUAUUUCUCCAUUUGAGAGAUUUAUUAACAUACAAUUCCACAAUAAAUGCAGAAUAAAUGCAGAGCUUAUACAAUAAACAACACCAGUGUGUAACAAGUGCUUAUAAUACAAGUCCGAUACAUGUAUAAUACCAAAGUGCACUAUUACACAUCUGUAAUAAACAAAUACGACAUUCAGGUUUAAUCACAAAGUUGAAGUUUUCUUUUAUUACCCAAUAAAAUAUUCAUCUGCUAUGGCUGUAAAGGUGAUAAAAAGCUGAACUCACUGAUCAGACCUGACUCAGAGCUUUCCUAAUUUUUAAAAAAAAGAAUUUACCCCUUAUGGUCUGAAGUGAAGUGAGGACAUGGCUGAGUUUAUUCUUUACUUCAACUUCAGAGUAGAGGUGUGCAUCAGGACAAAAAAGGCACACAAGCAGGUGUUUUUUACUUUAAUACAGGUGUCUGAUGUGAAGCUUACUGCGUAAAGGAAGUCUGUAUUCAUUAACAUGGGAAAUGUACCGGUUACUCGCAUGGCAUUUACCGCAUUCCUUCAUCAUCAGUAACUGCUUUAUCCUGGUCAGAGGCGGUUUAAAUGAACUUAUUUUUUUUAUAUAUAUAUUUUGAGAUGAACAAACAACUAUUUGGUCAAACUUUCUGUGGGAGGAGCUUGAGUGGGGGCAAAAAACCUCUAAUGUAGUAUAUUGUUAGUCAAAAAUGCUAACAUGAAGCACCAUUACUAAACAAGACGUAACCACUUGAAACUCUCUUAUGUAUAGCAAUAAAAUAAUCCUAAUGGUUAAGCGUUCAAAGGUAACAGUUGUUGUUAUUCACUCAUGUUAGCUGCAUGUCUGGACCACUUAAGUAACACAUUUUAUAUAGCUGGACCUUUCCAAAUUUUAAUUCAAUACCCCUGGUUUAGAGUGUAGGGUUUAGGGGACUUGGCAUGAGCUGUGAGAUUAAUGUGAUGGUACAGGUUCCACUAGCAGGGUUUAGGGUUUAGGGAUUGAGGGUCUUGCAGUGGGAUAUGAGAUGCAGGCCUUCACUAGCAGGGUUGAGGGUUUAGGGAUUGAGGGUCCUGCAGUGGGCUAUGAGAUGCAGGCCUUCUGUAGAAGGGUUUAGGGUGUAGUGUAUAGGGAUUGAGGGUCUUGCAGUGGGCUAUGAGAUGCAGGCCUUCUGGAGAAGGGUUUAGGGUGUAGUGUAUAAGGAUUGAGGGUCUUGCGGUGGGCUAUGAGAUGCAGGCCUUCUGUAGAAGGGUUUAGGGUGUAGUGUAUAGGGAUUGAGGGUCUUGCAGUGGGCUAUGAGAUACAGGCCUUCUGUAGAAGGGUUUAGGGUGUAGUGUAUAGGGAUUGAGGGUCUUGUAGUGGGCUAUGAGAUACAGGCCUUCACUAGCAGGGUUUAGGGUUUAGGGAUUGAGGGUCUUGCAGUGGGCUAUGAGAUGCAGGCCUUCUGGAGAAGGGUUUAGGGUGUAGUGUAUAGGGAUUGAGGGUCCUGCAGUGGGCUAUGAGAUGCAGGCCUUCUGUAGAAGGGUUUAGGGUGUAGUGUAUAGGGAUUGAGGGUCUUGCAGUGGGCUAUGAGAUGCAGGCCUUCUGUAGAAGGGUUUAGGGUGUAGUGUAUAGGGAUUGAGGGUCUUGCAGUGGGCUAUGAGAUACAGGCCUUCUGUAGAAGGGUUUAGGGUGUAGUGUAUAGGGAUUGAGGGUCUUGUAGUGGGCUAUGAGAUACAGGCCUUCACUAGCAGGGUUUAGGGUUUAGGGAUUGAGGGUCUUGCAGUGGGAUAUGAGAUGCAGGCCUUCUGUAGAAGGGUUUAGGGUGUAGUGUAUAGGGAUUGAGGGUCUUGCGGUGGGCUAUGAGAUGCAGGCCUUCUGUAGAAGGGUUUAGGGUGUAGUGUAUAGGGAUUGAGGGUCUUGCGGUGGGCUAUGAGAUGCAGGCCUUCUGUAGAAGGGUUUAGGGUGUAGUGUAUAGGGAUUGAGGGUCUUGCGGUGGGCUAUGAGAUGCAGGCCUUCUGUAGAAGGGUUUAGGGUGUAGUGUAUAGGGAUUGAGGGUCUUGCAGUGGGCUAUGAGAUGCAGGCCUUCUGUAGAAGGGUUUAGGGUGUAGUGUAUAGGGAUUGAGGGUCUUGCGGUGGGCUAUGAGAUACAGGCCUUCUGUAGAAGGGUUUAGGGUGUAGUGUAUAGGGAUUGAGGGUCUUGCGGUGGGCUAUGAGAUGCAGGCCUUCUGUAGAAGGGUUUAGGGUGUAGUGUAUAGGGAUUGAGGGUCUUGCGGUGGGCUAUGAGAUGCAGGCCUUCUGUAGAAGGGUUUAGGGUGUAGUGUAUAGGGAUUGAGGGUCUUGCGGUGGGCUAUGAGAUGCAGGCCUUCUGUAGAAGGGUUUAGGGUGUAGUGUAUAGGGAUUGAGGGUCUUGCAGUGGGCUAUGAGAUGCAGGCCUUCUGUAGAAGGGUUUAGGGUGUAGUGUAUAGGGAUUGAGGGUCUUGCAGUGGGCUAUGAGAUACAGGCCUUCUGUAGAAGGGUUUAGGGUGUAGUGUAUAAGGAUUGAGGGUCUUGUAGUGGGCUAUGAGAUACAGGCCUUCACUAGCAGGGUUUAGGGUUUAGGGAUUGAGGGUCCUGCAGUGGGCUAUGAGAUGCAGGCCUUCUGUAGAAGGGUUUAGGUUGUAGUGUAUAGGGAUUGAGGGUCUUGCAGUGGGCUAUGAGAUGCAGGCCUUCUGUAGAAGGGUCUAGAGUGUAGGGUUUAGAGGACUCACCAUAAAAUAUAAGAUUUAUAUGAUGGAACAUGAUCCUGUAGAAGAGUUAAGGGUGUAGUGUUUAGGGUUUAGGAGAGAUACUGAGAUUAAUAGAAUGGUACAGACCUCUGUAGAAAGGAUUUAGGGGACUUAACAUGAGCUACAAGGUGAGCUUCAACAAUAGUGUACACCCUGUGUAAUGGUUUAGGGUGCAGGGUGUAGGGUUUAGGGAGUAGGGUUUACGGAAUUUAAUAUGAGCUAAAAGGUUAGCUUCAACAAUGGUCUGUAUAAAGGUUUAGGGUGUAGGGAGUAGGGUGUAGGGUUUAAGCUUUUAUGGGGUUCGUUAUGAGAUUAAAUGAUAAUUAUAUGGCUUUAUAAAGAAGACUUUUAUACUCUUACUCACAAUCCUUAAACCACACCCACUAAUUGGGGAUGUGGUUGUAACCAUGGAAACAGAGCUGAGUUUCAGUGAUUCUCAGCUCCACACCUGAAACACUGCAAUGUAGUUUACUCCAGAAACACUUGUUCUGUUAACUUCCUCCUGUUAUUUUAUAAACCUUUUUAAUAAGGUGGUGAUUUAUCUCGUAGCUGGUUGAUUCGGUGUGACUCUUUAAACUUUAUCGAUAGAUUAGCUUUUGCUCUGCCCUAUAGUGACAUAUACUGUAUAUUUGCUAUGAUAAAAUCUAUAACAAAGGGAUGCUCUAUAUGCUGAUAAGCCCCGCCCACUUUUUACGCUGGAAGGUGAGAAGCUGUUCGUGUAGCUGAUAUGAACCUCAUUAAGAAGUGAUCUUUAAAGCUUUUGUGUGAUUGAUAGUAUUAAGUGCAGAAAAAAGGACAAAGUGACAGUGAAACAACAAAGCGUAAACAUUUUACUCAGUAAAAGAAUUAAAAACAAACUUAAAACAGUCUAUUUUUUUAGUUUGUUUAAUCUAUGCACAAGAGCAGAGUGGUGAAGCUGAGAGCAACAUGUCCCUGGAAUGUGCUGGGGCUAUUUAUUUAUUUAUUUAUUUAUUUAUUGAUUGAAUGAUUAUAUACACAAAUACCAAAUAGUUAUGAAAGAUAGAAAGAAUGUUUUUGGAUGCUGGAAAUAAUGUAUUAAAAAUGUAAAAUGUAAAAAUUAUUUACUAGAAUAUAAAACAUAAAAUAUAUGAAUCUAAAAAUAUUAAAUAUAUUAGUGCAAAUUUUAUUAAGUUACAUUAAAGAUACCUAAUUUUAAAAUUAAAAUUAUGCCUAUGCCUUUUUUUACAAAUUCAAACAAAAGAAGAAAUUGCGUUUUGUGUGUGUGUGUGUGUGUGUGUGUGUUAUUCUCUUGUUUGCACAGCCUCCAUACUGGUCAUGUUUUUAAAGCAAUAAUGAAUUUAAUCAGCAAUAAUGAGGACAACCAACAAUCACUUUUACUUCAGAUUUAUUCUAAAUUAGGCAAAACUGGAAACUAAUAACACUUUAAAACAUGCAGACACCAGAAUAAUAGGACAAUGGAAACUACUGAACUUUAGAAAUUAGGAGAAGUUAAAUAAUUCCUGUAAACUAGUGGACACUGGCAACUGAAAUAACAGCUGAACCCAGCAAAGACUAGAAUACAGGGACUGCUGAAAUUUAAGGAGAAGGAGAAUACAGAUGAAAGGAUAACUAAAUAAAGAAUCAGACUGAACACUCUACAAUCAGGCUGAACAUUCUAGAAUCAGACUGAACGCUCUACAAUCAGAUUGAACGCUCUAGAAUCAGGCUAAACACUCUACAAUCAGGCUGAAUGCUCUAGAGUCAGACAGAACACUCUACAAUCAGACUGAACACUCUACAAUGGGACUGAACGCCCUACAAUCAGGCUGAACGCUCUACAAUCAGACUGAACGCUCUAGAAUCAGACAGAACGCUCUACAAUCAGAUUGAACGCUCUACAAUCAGACAGAAUGCUCUACAAUCAGGCUGAACGCUCUACAAUCAGGCUGAACGCUCUACAAUCAGGCUGAAUGCUCUAGAGUCAGACAGAACACUCUACAAUCAGACUGAACGCUCUACAAUGGGACUGAACGCUCUACAAUCAGACAGAACGCUCUACAAUCAGAUUGAACGCUCUACAAUCAGACAGAACGCUCUACAAUCAGACAGAACGCUCUACAUUUAGGCUGAACGCUCUAGAGUCAGACAGAACACUCUACAAUCAGACUGAACACUCUAGAAUCAGACUGAAUGCACUACAAUCAGGCUGAACAAUCUAGAAUCAGACAGAACGCUCUACAAUCAGGCUGAAUGCUCUAUAAUCAGGCUAAACGAUCUACAAUCAGACUGAACACUCUACAAUCAGACUGAACACUCUACAAUCAGGCUGAAUGCUCUAUAAUCAGGCUAAACGAUCUACAAUCAGACUGAACACUCUACAAUCAGACUGAACAAUCUAGAAUCAGACAGAACGCUCUACAAUCAGACUGAACACUCUACAAUGGGACUGAACGCUCUACAAUCAGAUUGAACGCUCUACAAUCAGGCUGAACGCUCUACAAUCAGGCUGAAUGCUCUAUAAUCAGGCUAAACGAUCUACAAUCAGACAGAACACUCUACAAUCAGACUGAACAAUCUACAUUAAGAUUGAACGCUCUAUAAUCAGACUGAACGCUCUACAAUCAGGCUGAACGCUCUAGAAUCAGACUGAACGCUCUACAAUCAGAUUGAACGCUCUACAAUCAGACAGAACGCUCUACAAUCAGACAGAACGCUCUACAAUCAGACUGAACGCACUACAAUCAGACUGAACGCUCUACAAUCAGACUGAACGCUCUACAAUCAGACUGAACGCUCUACAAUCAGACUGAACGCUCUACAAUCAAGCUAAACACUCUACAAUCAGGCUGAAUGCUCUAGAGUCAGACAGAACACUCUACAAUCGGACUGAACACUCUACAAUGGGACUGAACGCUCUAGAAUCAGACAGAACGCUCUACAAUCAGACUGAACGCUCUACAAUCAGACUGAACGCUCUACAAUCAGACUGAACGCUCUACAAUCAGGCUGAAUGAUCUACAAUCAGGCUGAACACUACAAUCAGUCUGAACGCUCUACAAUCAGGCUGAACGCUCUACAAUCAGACUGAACGCUCUACAAUCAGACAGAACGCUCUACAAUCAGACUGAACGAUCUACAAUCAGGCUGAACACUCUACAAUCAGACUGAACACUCUACAAUCAGACAGAACACUCUACAAUCAGACAGAACGCUCUACAAUCAGACUGAACGAUCUACAAUCAGGCUGAACGCUCUAGAAUCAGACUGAACAAUCUACAAUCAGACAGAACGAUCUACAAUCAGGCUGAACACUCUACAAUCAGACAGAACGCUCUACAAUCAGGCUGAACGCUCUACAAUUAGACUGAACGCUCUAGAAUCAGACAGAACGCUCUACAAUCAGACUGAACAAUCUACAAUCAGACAGAACGCUCUACAAUCAGGCUGAACGCUCUACAAUCAGGCUGAACGCUCUACAAUUAGACUGAACGCUCUAGAAUCAGACAGAACACUCUACAAUCAGACAGAACGCUCUACAAUCAGGCUGAACGCUCUACAAUCAGGCUGAACACUCUACAAUCAGGCUGAACACUCUAGAAUCAGGCUGAACACUCUAGAAUCAAGCUAAACGAUCUACAAUCAAGCUAAAAGCUCUAGAAUCAGACAGAACGCUCUACAAUCAGACUGAACGCUCUACAAUCAGACUGAAAGCCCUAGAAUUAGACAGAAUGCUCUAGAAUCAGACAGAAUGCUCUACAAUCAGACAGAACGCUCUAGAAUCAGGCUGAAAAUUUAGGAAUCGUGAUGAAAAUUCUACAAUCAUGUUAAACCUUCUACAGUCCUGUUCAUUUUAGAAUCACGUGCAAUGCUCUAGAACUGCGCUGAACAUUCUGGAACAUCACUGCUGAGAAUUGAAGUAUGUCUUAUGCACAAAUUUAUGUUCAUUUCUAUAACCAAGAGACAGGUGACGGUAGGGACGUAAACAUGGCUGCUGUUUGUACGUUUUCACCCAGUCGCUCUGUGUGUGUUACACUGCAGUGCAUCUGGCAUCUUCAAGAGGCAGCAGUGAACCCAUAAUAAUCAGAAACGUUAGUAAAUCUGCUCUUUCUCCUGAUAAAUCUCUACCUAAAUAAAACUCUACUGCAUUAUGUACUGUACUGUAACUUCCAUACAGCCAGUCAGAAGACGUGAGUUUCUGUUAUUAAAGAAUGUCUAUUAUUCUAUCGUUAAAGAGUCAUGAUGGAGAAGCGUAGCGUCUGAGAAAAUGUUCCUGAUAGUUUAUUAGUUUAUUCCUGAGCUUCAGACCCUCACGAUUCUCACAUGGGACACGACAGAUUCACACACUAUAUUUUUCUACAGAACUCUAAUGGUUUUGCUGCUGAGCGAGGUUUCGUUCCACACUAAUCUUCAUUUCACAACCUUUUAAUGUCUUUCAUUGUAAAUAUUUCUCUGAACAAGAGGACAAGAGGAGUGUGACCGGGAAAAGCUGGACAUUUAUACAAGUCUUCCACAGCCCAGAAACACACACACACGUACACACACACACACACACACUGGGCUCGUACUGUACAUGAAUCAUGCAGAACUGCUGAAUUAUUCAA
Messenger RNA from Pangasianodon hypophthalmus (striped catfish), 10884 nucleotides. RefSeq names its product potassium inwardly rectifying channel subfamily J member 12a (gene kcnj12a). Gene Ontology annotation, biological process: potassium ion import across plasma membrane; regulation of monoatomic ion transmembrane transport. The coding region runs from base 1052 to 2335 and encodes 427 amino acids. Gene Ontology annotation, cellular component: plasma membrane. NCBI's taxonomy places the organism in Eukaryota, Metazoa, Chordata, Actinopteri, Siluriformes, Pangasiidae. The record is from RefSeq and is a predicted model, not a curated record. The transcript is spliced from 2 exons. Gene Ontology annotation, molecular function: inward rectifier potassium channel activity.